Gadus macrocephalus (Pacific cod) is the source of this 3914-nucleotide messenger RNA. It is a transcript of the gene cog3, whose product is annotated as component of oligomeric golgi complex 3. Gene Ontology annotation, biological process: intra-Golgi vesicle-mediated transport; intracellular protein transport; Golgi organization. The record is from RefSeq and is a predicted model, not a curated record. Gene Ontology annotation, cellular component: membrane; cis-Golgi network; COG complex. Lineage: Eukaryota; Metazoa; Chordata; Actinopteri; Gadiformes; Gadidae.
CCCGCCCCCUUUCCCGGAACAGGAAGUAACCAUCCGCUGCUGACGUUGUUGAUAGUGUCCGAGUACGAAAUAAGCUAUGGCGUCCACGGAUCCGUCCCUGUUGGACAUCACGGACAAAGACGUGCGAGAGAAGCUGUCGCUGUGGGACCGCCGCGGCGAGCCGACCGCCCCGCUGACCGACGCGCAGAGCGACUCGGUGGCGGAGGUCCGAGCUGCCGCGGAGAUCCUGCCCGUCCCAUCAGAGCUCCCGAUCGAGGACCUGUGCAGCCUGUCCUCGCGCUCGCUUCACUCCCCCUUCAGCACCACCGUGCCCGACUCCACUGAGGACGUCCUGCUGAAGGGCUUCCAGAUGCUGGACAUGGAGAACGCCCGGAUAGAGACCGCCCAGCAGUUCUUCUCCUGGUUCGCUAACCUGCAGACGAAGAUGGAUCUGGAGGAGGGGGAGCAAUACAGGAAGACGCGGGAGCACUUCCACUCGUACCAGGAGCAGUGCGACGCCAUCCUGGCGGACGUCCACGCGGCGCUGGACCACCUGGACACGCUCCAGAAGCAGUACCUGUUCGUCUCCAACAAGACGGGCACCCUGCACGAGGCCUGUGAGCAGCUGCUGAAGGAGCAGGCAGAGCUUGUUGACCUGGCAGAGAGCAUCCAGCAGAAACUCUCCUACUUUAACGAGCUGGAGAACAUCAACACGAAGUUGAAUUCGCCCUCGCUGUCGGUGAACAGCGAAGGCUUCAUCCCCAUGCUGUCGAAGCUGGACGACUGCAUUGAGUACGUGUCUUCACAUCCCAACUUCAAGGACUACCCGGUGUACCUGGCCAAGUUCAAACAGUGUCUCUCCAAAGCCGUGCACUUCAUGAAGAGCCACGUCGUCAACACCAUGCACAACCUCACCAGCCAGCUCACCAAGCGGGACCCUCUGGGCCUGGCCAACGCAGACAAUGCCUUCACCCUGUACUACGUCAAAUUCAGAGCGGCUGCGCCCAAAGUCAGAACGCUGAUCGAACAGAUCGAAGAACGGGCGGACAAGAUCCAAGAGUACCACAACCUGCUGGAGGCGGUCCACCAGUGUUACCUGGACCAACGAGAGCGCUUGCUCAGCCCCAGUAUCACCUCCACCAUCACCGACCUGACCAGCCAGAACAGCAAGGACCACUGUGCCCUGGUCCGCAGUGGCUGUGCCUUCAUGGUCCACGUCUGUCAGGACGAACACCAGCUCUACAACGAGUUCUUCAGCAGACCCUCCCCCCGCCUGGACGAGCUGCUGGAGAAGCUGUGUCUGUCGCUGUACGACAUGCUGCGGCCACUCAUCAUCCACGUCAUCCACCUGGAGACGCUGUCGGAGCUCUGCGGAAUCCUGAAGAACGAGAUGCUGGAGGACCACGUCCACAACAACGCGGGCCAGUUGGGGGUUGACGCGGUGGUGAAGCAGAUGCUGGAGGACGUGCAGGAGAGGCUGGUGUACCGGACCCACAUCUACAUCCAGACGGACAUCACGGGCUACAACCCCGCGCCCGGAGACCUGGCCUACCCAGAGAAGCUGGAGAUGAUGGAGAGGAUAGCCCAGAGCCUGAAGGAGGAGCAGAUCAAGCUGCUGUCCCAGGAGGCCUCCUUCUCCGACGUCCGCCUGGAAGACCCCGGCUCGCGGCGGAGCAGCACCGCCAGCGUGACGGAGGCGUCGCGGAUGCAGGCCUCCAUCUCCCCGGCUGACCUGCACGGCAUGUGGUACCCCACGGUGCGCCGCACGCUGGUCUGCCUCUCCAAGCUGUACCGCUGCAUCGACAGAGCCGUGUUCCAGGGUUUAUCUCAGGAGGCGUUAUCGGCCUGUAUCCAGUCGCUGCUCAAGGCCUCGGACAUCAUCCUCAAGAAUAAGACUCAGGUAGACGGGCAGCUCUUCCUGAUCAAACACCUGCUGAUCAUGCGCGAGCAGAUCGCCCCGUUCCACACCGACUUCGCCAUCAAGGAGAUCUCCCUGGACCUGAAGAAGACCCGAGACGCUGCCUUCAAAAUCCUCAACCCCAAGGCUGUUCCCAAAUUCUUCCGACUUAACAGUCACAACGCCAUCCUGGAGUUCCUGUUGGAGGGGACCCCAGAGAUCAAGGAGCACUACAUUGACUCUAAGAAGGACGUGGAUCGCUACCUGAAGCUGAGCUGUGAGCAGUUCAUCCAGCAGCAGACGCACAUCUUCGUAGGAACUCUGGAGGAGCUGCUUGCCAAGGUUGCGGCUCUGAAGACCAUGGCCAUCGAGGGCGGGCCCACGUACAACCUGUCGCAGCAGCCCUGGGCCCAGCCAGCCAAGAUCAACGAGAUAGUGACGGCGACCUACCGCGUGAUGAAGGGCAAGCUGCCGGCCACGCUGCAGAGCAUGUCUCUGUACCUGGCCAACAGGGACACCGAGUUCAUCCUCUUCAAGCCCGUCAGGAACAACAUCCAGCAGGUGUUCCAGAAGGCCCACGCCCUGCUGCAGGAGGAGUACAGCGGGGAGGACCUCCAGAUCAUCGCCUGCCCCUCCAUGGAGCAGGUUAACCUGCUGCUGUCGGUGAGCAAGUAGCCGGCGGCGACGUAGCGGCGCACGCUGAUCGGAGCGGCCGGCACAGCCCAGGGGGCGGGGCUCGCUCCGUCGACCCAGCCUCUAGACACCGGGCUGGGGGCGGGUGGGGGGGGGGGGGGGGGGUCUGAGGACUGCCCGGCCGCAGUGACGACGAAGACGAAGAGGUACGAUGGCGAGGAGCACCGAGACAUACCCCACCGGCGCGGCCGGGGUUUGGGUUUAUACGGUGGACUGCGGUGGAACAGACGCACACGGCGACCGUGGUGUUUCACCGCGGGCCGGGACGGUGGAACGCCUCACGAAGGAGACGUCUGCUGUGUGGGCGGGUUCUCGUCUGAGGGGCGGGUUCUCGUCUGAGGGGCGGGUUCUCGUCUGAGGGGCGGGUUCUCGUCUGAGGGGCGGGUUCUCGUCUGAGGGGCGGGUUCUCGUCGGAGGGGCGGGUUCUCGUCGGAGGGGCGGGUUCUCGUCUGAGGGGCGGGUUCUCGCUUUGAGGGGCGGGUUCUCGCUUUGAGGGGCGGGUUCUCGUCUGAGGGGCGGGUUCUCGCUUUGAGGGGCGGGUUCUCGCUUUGAGGGGCGGGUUCUCGCUUUGAGGGGCGGGUUCUCGCCUGAGGGGCGGGUUCUCGCUUUGGGGGGCGGGUUUUUUCUUUUUGUUUUUUGUCUUUCCUCGGUUCAGUUUCAAAUGUACUCUGACAUCAUAACACUAUUGGGAGGGAAAAGGGAAAACUAGAAUAAGCAGAGGGUCGACCACGAGGGCGAGGUUUGGGUGAAUCGGGUUUGGACAACGGCCCUCCAGCGGGCCCCUGAUAUAGGCUCCAAUGGCCCUUCAUCAGGCGGCUAAUGGACAACAAGGGGCCCGCACGCGGCCGCCCGCCGCCUAAUGGAUUCAGGGGCUGAAGGAGACGCAGCCGCCCCCGCCAUCACCGCGCCUCUCCUCCUCUCAUCUGUAGCCCGUCUGGAGAGAGUUCUGGAAGGAUCCCGCUCACCCGGCCGUCACGACCCAUCGUCGUGUCACCGUCACUGGGCUUUGUCCGUCUGAGUCCUCCCCGUCUGAAUGUAGUCGCUCCGCUGAAGAUGAUGAAGAUGAAGUGUUUGUUUGUUUUUAUGUUUUCUACGUUUGUACAUGUCCUGCGUCCCCGGUCUGAGCGGGGCUGGGUCGUGGUGGUGGAGGUUUUGCACUCCUGUCGCAACUGAGAAAUUGAUGAGUAGCUAAUGUUUGGUUUGAUUGAUUUCUUUUCUUAUAGGAUAAGAGGAGUUUAAUAUGAAGGCGGCAUUAUUGACCUGGACUCUGCUAUGUAAAGUGGUGUAUAUACUCAAACUAUUUAUGAAGCCUUUUGAUUAACAAACCCCCAAAAAGUUGGAACAA